This is a messenger RNA of Oreochromis niloticus (Nile tilapia), 5654 nucleotides long. It is a transcript of the gene vwc2l, whose product is annotated as von Willebrand factor C domain containing 2 like. The record is from RefSeq and is a predicted model, not a curated record. Gene Ontology annotation, biological process: negative regulation of BMP signaling pathway. The coding region runs from base 1183 to 1971 and encodes 262 amino acids. The transcript has 5 exons. NCBI's taxonomy places the organism in Eukaryota, Metazoa, Chordata, Actinopteri, Cichliformes, Cichlidae. Gene Ontology annotation, molecular function: protein binding. Gene Ontology annotation, cellular component: AMPA glutamate receptor complex.
GAAUACAAAUAGGUCUCCGUAAAGUGCGCUAGAAACGAGUGACUCAGAGAAACAUGCUGCGGGUCAUGUGUGAAGACACUGUCACGGGCUGGCACACUCGCGCACGCAUGGAAACACAUAUUCACAGGCGUAUAAUGAGGCAGGCGUGCACAUAGGCGCACCCGUUUACAGACAGGGGAAAGGCUCGCACACAUAUUUAACUGAUCUAGCAUACCUCCUCAAUUUACCAGCUGCUCCUGUCGGAACCAGUCUUGACUAAUGACCACCUAUUUGAUCGUUUUACUUCGUCCCAGCCUUUAACCCUUGCAGUAAUGCAGUCAUACUUGUCCUCGGAUCGUGGGAGGUGAGUGUUGUUGUGACUGUGGUUGGCAGAGGGGACUGGGGGGGCGCUCUGCUCUGCUCGGCGCAGGACGCAGGAGAUAGUCGCUCUCCAAGGUGCUGAAAGUCGGAGCGCUCCCUCGUCAGUCUCGCCUGCUGAUGAUGAACGUGACCUCGGCCACAAAAUCAAAAAAUGACUGGCUUCAGCCGCGAAUGGGUCGAUUUUUUAUACUCUUUAACUUCUACCCAUGUGGAUUUUUUAUUUUCCGCACAACUGCUGGAUGUAUACACACAUGUGCAACAAGACUGGCUGCUGCUUUCUAAUAUUCACCUCCAUCGUGGGGAAAUACUGAAUUGACUCCGGAUUCUCAGGGAACGCUAUAGAGGAUUUCUCGAGCAGUUUCUUUUUCAGUCUCUCUUUCUCUGUCUGUAACGCAUGCAGUUGGACUUGAACUGCGAUAUUGUCUCGAAAAGGUGAGUCGAAUGAGGAUAAUCAUGAAGAAGACCUACUUUUACGCGGAUGUCUUUUUCUCUGCAAGGGGAAAAAGGGGAGCAAACCUCCAAAAGGCUGUUGUUUAGUUGCUUUUAAGCACAUCAUCACGACAAGAGGGCGGAUUACAGUAUCUCGUGGAGACUGGUGAUUUCAGCCUGUGGAUAGAGUGAAGUUUCCAAUAGGCAAGGCGACUAUUUGUAAUCUGUCGCCGCUCUCUGUGUUGGGGAUCCUGCCUUCACACUUAGUGGAUAUCAGUCUUAUUCAAAGCGCUCAUUUCCUUACGUGAUGGUGGUGAUAAUGAAGCCCUGGACAGAUCCGGAGAGGAUACAGAGAGGCUAAGGAUGACAUCCACACAGCCGUUUUGAACGUGGAUGUCAAUGCCGCGGCAAAGGAUGGGCCUUCUCCUCUUGACUACCUUCGUCCCCCUGUUGGCCCUGAGCGCUGUGUCACCGGCCACGGUGGGUAACCCCGAGGAUUACGCCGCAGACGAGGCGGAGCGGACCGUCGGUGAGAACAUUGUGUUUGAUGACUACCGGGGCAAGGGAUGCGUGGAUGACAGCGGCUUCGUCUACAAACUCGGGGAACGUUUUUAUCCGGGACACUCGAACUGCCCGUGCGUGUGCACAGAGGACGGGCCUGUGUGCGACCAACCCGAGUGCCCGAAACUGCAUCCAAAGUGCACCAAAGUGGAACACAAUGGAUGCUGCCCUGAGUGCAAAGAGGUGAAAAACUUUUGCGAGUACCGAGGGAAAACCUAUAAAAUUCUGGAAGAAUUCAAGGGUUUUCCAUCUGAUGAGGAAGGGACCAGUCCACCCAGCAUGGCUGCCGGUGUGCCUCUGGCCUCAGCGCAGCUGCAAUCAAGAACCAGGAGGUAUAGGCCGUCACCCUGUGAGUGGUGCCGCUGCGAACCAAAUAAUGAAGUGCAUUGUGUGGUGUCCGAUUGCGCCGUCCCAGAGUGUGUCAACCCUGUGUACGAGCCAGAGCAAUGCUGCCCCAUCUGUAAAAACGGUCCAAAUUGCUUUGCUGGAACAACGAUCAUCCCAGCCGGAAUUGAAGUAAAGGUGGACGACUGUACCAUCUGCCGCUGCCACAACGGAGACUGGUGGAAGCCGGCGCAGUGCUUGCGGCGAGAGUGCCUCAACGGCCAGUCAUUGUCAUAGACGGACUCCUACGGGGAUGGUAGAAAAGCUCAGGCAAGGCUCUGCCUACUGUGCCAUUUUGUAUGAUUGACAGGGCAGGAGCACAAUUCCUAUAAAUCCUGAGACAGCAUACAGUAGGAUCGAAGAGGUGAUCUUGCUGGCUUCACACAAAUGUAGCCAGCGAGAAGAAGAUGGAACUUGUCUCAGCUGUUUCCACACUCUGGUUUUAAUCGUCCUAUAUAUUUUCAGAAGUUGACUUGCUUGACUUGCUGCUCUCACACACACACAAAAAAGUUUCUUAGCUCCCUGAACUCUUUCCUAACCAUUGGCAAUGUUGAAUUGCUCAAAUUGAUUUCUGUACGUAUGUCAUCAGCUUGUUGUGCGUGCCAGUCACAAUCACACAGGUGUUCCAGCAGAACAAACCGUAAGCACACUUAGCAGCGCUUCUUUUGGCAUACAAGGAUUAGCACUGAUGAAAACACAGCAAAGAUGUGCUUGAGUUACACGACUUCACUCUAAGAGCUUGUUUACAAGAUGUGCAUCACACAUAAAUGUUUGCCUCUUCGUGAGACUUUAUCGCUGCGGCAGGAGCUCGCUCCUAACAUACAUGAUGCAACUUGCAACUGUCAUAUAUCAUUAACAGCUAUGGAACCUCAAAGGCUGAUUUUAUUGAUCAACACACCAUGGUUUUGAGUCAUGUCUCACGGGCAGGAUAAGUUUGUACCACCUGGAGCUGAGGGGGAAUGAAAUGUAGUUUUUCAAAAAAGAAAAAGAAAAAGAAACUGCAUCCCUGAGAAGAGCCAUGCUGCAUCAAACCCCUCCCCCCCAAAAAACAACAACUUUGGGCAACCCUUUCCAGUUCAAUUGGCUUUAUUGUUUUCUCUAAGAGGUCCAUAUUCUCCAAAAUAUUCCCACUAACUGCUUGAACUUGUUAUCAAAGCAAUUUGUGAGCCAGUAGCAGCCUGCUUUAAUUUUCCUUAAUCAAGGAGUAUUCUGUGAUAAAUCAUCCAGCUGGGUGCUUGGCGCUGCUGCAGCCUGCAUGCUGGGCACAUUCAGUGAGAACCAACAGACAAAAGGCGGGAACGUGCAUAUGUCUAAGUGCUUUUAAGCAGCAUUCACAAGCAUAUUGUUCAUAUGAGUGUGCACUAGCGUGCCAUUCAUAUACAAACUCGGGCAUAGAAUGAUACACACAGUUAAAUUAUAUCGCUCGUUUAGCUCAUGUAAUAGAUUUUCAGUUCCUACUCUUCUCGAUAUGUUGAAAUGGCUCAGGCGCUGUGGUGGAGCCACAGCCAUGGCUAUAACAUAAAGACAAGCUAAUGUAUUGCUUUGACAUUUUUUUCAUAUCAGAGUGGUCCUCAAGCAGCCCUGUCUGAAAGAAGAAAAACAAAAAGCACCCAAGCAGUGCCCAAAACACGAUGUUUUUGAAAUGAUAAAUACAAGUCAUUAAUUCAAAGGUGAAUUUCCGUAAGCUAAUGCCAUUCAUCACUAGAAUUUUUUCCAUUUCCAGAAAAUCCGUUCCCGUUAACCUUUUAGACCCUAUUCCUGGGCGGUGAUGGAUGAGCUGCUUAAUAGCAGCUCCCAGCACUCUGUAAUGAGACAGAAAUGAACAUAGGAUAAAGACCAAUGACUAAAGAGGUGCAUUACCUUAAAAGGAACUAAAACGAAUUUUAGAGGAAUCUCAUAGUCUGCAGAGUUGCUGGUUGCAGCAUAUUGGUGAUGAAGAAAUCUCUGAAUUGGAAGAUCUGCAAGGUUCAGUCUUAGGUGGAACAAAGGAGCUUGGUUCAUUUUUAUCAGCAAGUUACAGUGAUGUAGUAUGUUUCAGACGACCUAAUCUAUCUGGUCUGAGGUCUGAAGGCUCAUAAAACAAAAAUGACAUGAAUGGUUUAUCAGUCACAGCCUCAGUGCUCCACACAUUUUAGAAUUAUUAAACGAGCUUCAUUCAUCUUAAUUAAGUUAAAUGCCACAUAAUUUUUCAGCCUAUACAUGCAUCCCCCAAAAAAUGAGAGAUGCUCGGAUAUUUUGGGUCGCAACAAAGAAAGACUAAAGUGAACGUGCCAGCUGACAAGGCUCAAAGGCAUUGCUGCCACCACAGAUGCCUUAUUGCUACUGUUCCAGAUAAGAUUCACAAAGCAUGGCCUUUGGCAUCAUACAGUAUGAACAGCCGACUGCUUCAAGUGCUACUUUGUUUCACUUCUGUGUGCAGUGGUUACUGCUCUGUAUUACCCCAAACUAUUUAUUGUCUUAUCCUACGACGUUCCAGAAACAGUCAGCAGGGUGAAUGAAAGAACAAGGACGAGUGCAGUUCAAUCGCAGCUAAAAGUGCAGAACUGAACCCAGAGAUGGCUCUAAAAAUAUACCGUCACUUGAUAGUGGUAAAGAGAGAAGCUCAAGGAAGAAACUAAAGAAGGAACUUGAUCUCUGUAGAAAAGUGACAUUGUAAGUCAUUGUACUGGUUGUUCUAAUACUGAUUCCUCCAAUGCUUCUUAUCAAACUAAACUGGGUGAGCUGCCGCUGCUCAUUUUUAUGAUGUUUCAAGCUGCUUUCAUCACCUGAGUUUGAAAGUUGGAACAAAGAGAGUGAAAGGGUUGUCAACAAAAAACUGAAAAGUUAAAAGGUGUGAUCCAGACUGCUAGUGGAAAGAGGGCAUGGGAGAUAUGACAUCAAAUAGAAAAUCAUACAUUCUAAGUUGGUCGUAAAGUUAAAGAAAAACUGUGGAAGAAUUUAGUUUCACUGCACUGGAACUCGCAAGCAGAAAAGUGCUAGUGCAUACUUUGUAUUUUAAAUAACAAGCGAGAUGGAUUUGAAACCACACAGAUCAUCCCGAAAUCUUGCCUACGUUGUCAUUUGAAAGAAUAGCCUGUCUGCUAAAAACACAAAGUGGUACUGUGGCACACAUCCACUACACCGCACGUGAGAGUGGCAUCCCAGGCAAACCACACAAAAUUACAUUUCUCCUUCCAAACACAUGAAGCUGCAAGGUUUCCAGGACAGAUUAGCCGCACACGCCGUCUUUCUUCAUCUCCUGCCAAGAAACUUGAGUCUCUAUGUAUGUCUGUGAAGGUUUAUUCAAAUGACCCCAAUGUCUCCUCCUCUCCUCUUGUCAUUAAAACCACAGGCUUGUACAUGGGCAUUUUUGUAAAGGUGCAUCAUUUGCUUUUUUCCAUGAGACACCGACUUACUGUAGCUGGAAACAAUGAAAGAUUGUUUUAUCUUUUAUUUUUUUCCCCAUUUGUAAUUUUUUUUCAGCAACAAAACUGUUACAUAAAGUGUGCCUGAAAAACAACACAAAGUAUCGGUAGAGAAAGAGAGAAACACUGUUAUUAUACAAUCAACUGUAUUAUUUUUUUGGUGCACCGAGGGUCUGUUCAUGUGGGGCUCAAAUAUGGGAUAGUACAAUUUCUAUAACAAAUUGUAAUUUUAUGUUUAAAUAAAGUUGAUUGUAUGUGAAUUCAUGCUCACUCGGGUUCACCCUAAACCACAAAGCAAAGAGUCCAAAUUUCAAAUAGUUAAACAACCCUUGGUGCUCCACAUGUUGUACAUAUGUAAAUAUCUUCAAACAUAAUGUGUUUCCUGAAAUCUGAGGUGGAGUAAAAAAAAAAAAAAAGAAAAGGAAAAUGACUCAAGAAAUAAGAAAUGUGUAUUAUUCAUCAAGACGAAAAUAUUUUGUUAAAUAGAAUUCAAAAGAAGUGUUAUUCGGCAAAAAA